Messenger RNA from Lactuca virosa, 1119 nucleotides. NCBI's taxonomy places the organism in Eukaryota, Viridiplantae, Streptophyta, Magnoliopsida, Asterales, Asteraceae. The record is from the annotation of a GenBank genome assembly.
GUCCAUGUGCACUUCAUCUUCCUAGGUACUAUAAAUAUAGUCACGUCUUAAUUAGCCUUUAGUUAAUACCACACGACGCAUAGUAUAUCAAUAUUGGAAGUAGUGAGAUCCAUCCAUAUCCUUCUUUUAACAGCAUUCUCAUUCAUCCCACCGGAAAACUAUGAUCAACAAGACCAGAUUGGAGGGUAAAGUAGCCCUGAUCACCGGCGGUGCUAGCGGCAUCGGAGAACAGGCUGCGAGGUUAUUCCUGGAGAACGGAGCUCACGUCGUCAUUGCCGAUGUUCAAGACGACUUGGGCCAACAAGUGGUUGCGUCAUGCAUGGAUUCCAAGAUCUGCUACAGUCACUGUGACGUCAGUAAUGAAAAACAGGUGGAGGAAGCCGUGAGCUUCACCGUCGCCAAAUACGGAAGCCUCGACGUACUUUUCAGCAAUGCAGGGAUCAUGGGACCAAUGACGAGCCUCCUAGACAUGGACCUCGAUGCAUUUGAUAACACCAUGGCCAUCAACGUUCGUGGGGUGGCUGCAACCAUCAAACACGCUGCUCGUGCUAUGGUUGCCGGAAAGAUACGGGGUUCCAUCAUAUGCACCGCCAGUGUUGCAGCUUCCAUCGGAGGAGCCGGCCCCCAUGCUUACACCAUUUCCAAACACGCCAUGGUGGGAUUGAUGAAGACUGCGUGCAACGAGCUUGGAGCUCAUGGGAUUCGAGUGAACUGUGUUUCACCCUUCGGUGUGGCCACUCCUCUUAGCUGCACAGCCUAUAAUCUGGAGGCAAGCCAGGUGGAGGAAAAUUGCUGUGCGACGGGGAAUUUAAAGGGCAUAGUGCUGAAGGCGAGGCAUGUUGCUGAGGCAGCUUUGUUUCUAGCUUCGGAUGAAUCGGCAUAUGUGAGUGGACAGAACUUGGGGGUCGAUGGUGGUUUCACGGUGGUUAGCCAUAGCUAUUCGGCCAAUUAGUUAUUUAAUAUCGGCAGCUGAACUUGCUAAUUUAAGAAGAUGAAGGUGAGGAAGCAUGGAAUAGUUACGAGUUUGAGAGUCUGGGUUGUGGAAUUUUAUAUCCAACAUGAUGCACAACUUCUGCCAUAAAUCAUGGCAUAUUGUUUUGUGUAAAAUUAGAUGGGUGC